AUAUUCGGAAAAAAAACUAAAACAUACUCAGACGCUGCUGUGGAGUGGUCGUAUAAAACCAUCAAGUAUUAUUAGCAUCUAACAAAAAGACGCGAACUUAGACUCGGAAAUCAGCCUCAGAAAAACUCUCAGAACGAGAGGAUCAUCUCAUAAACAAACUCAGUCGGAAAACUCAUCGCAUCCUCAACGGAAGAAGCCUCAAGCAACAGAGAAUUAUUUAUAUAUUUAGAGAGAGAGAAAUAUAUCUAAAUAGUAAGGAUUACUGUGUGGCAGGUAUAUAGGGACAACGCUAAGGAUAACGUAAGGACUAAGGACAACAAAUCUAGGAUACAAUAGAAUACAGAAAUAAAAAACAGAAAACAAAAACAAAAACAAAAAGGGACAACUUUUUCGCAACUUUGAAGGCUGACAAACAAAACAACACACAACCACAAACAACUUUUUUGAUAAUCCAACAAAAAUAAGCAGAAUACAACAACCAACAAGAACAACCACAAAAGCGUAAAGAAGAAGAGACUGAUUUUAAAAACUAAAGAAGAAGCAGAAGACGGAUAAGGAUAAAGGAUAAAGGAUAAGCAAAGAAGAAGACGAAGACGAAGACGAAGAGCAUCAUUGAGGCAAAAAGUGAUUCAGGAUCAAAUCCACAACAAAAAUAAAUCAACUUUCCAUACAACAAAAUAAAAUAUACACCAUUUAUUAAUCGAUAAUCGGAUAUACGAUAUAUCGAUAUUUUUGUGCGACUUUUCCUUUUGACAAAUAAUCCCCCAUGUUGAAGAAACUCAAGUGCAUGGAGGCGGCACAGGCAGCCGCAGCUGCAGCUGCAGCAUCCGCCUCGGGAUCGUCUUCGGGCACCCCAAAACUGAUCAAAACCGAACCGAUCGACUUUGAGAUGCUCCACCUGGAGGAGAUCGAACGGGAGCCGAGCAGCAGCAGUAGCAGCGGCAGCGGCAGCGGCAGCAGCAACAACAGCAGCAAUGCUGCCACAAUGCCCCAGAGAUACACCCACGUCCAGGUGCAGACAGUGCCGCCACGUCAGCCCACGGGUCUGACCACGGCUGGGGGCACACAGAAGGUGAUACUCACGCCGCGAGUGGAGUACGUCCAGCAGCGAGCCACCAGCACCACGGUGGGUGCCCUUAAGCACAUUUACACACAGCAGCAGGUGGCAUCGAGCGGCGGUGCCAGUGCCGCACGUCAGACACAAACAGAGGCCACCACGGUGGCCCUGUCGGGGUCACCGCAGAUCAUCAUCACUCGAGCGGUGCCCAGUCAGCAUCUGUCGCGUCGCCACUCGGCCAGUCCCUCCUCCCUGCACCACUUCCAGCAACAGCAACAGCAACAGCAGCAACCACAGCAACAACAGCAGCGUCAGCAGCAACAGUCGCCCCCGCCGCUGCACCAUCAACAGAAUCAGCAGCACGUGCGGGUCAUUCGGGAUGGUCGGCUGUACGAUGAAACCACUGUGGUGGUAGGUGGUGGUGCACGUCGUCUGUCUGUCUCGCCGCCACCCCUUCACCAUCACUCGCGCUCGGCGCCAGUCUCCCCAGUCAUCAACAGACGCGCUGGGGCAGUAGUAUCCUCGGGUGGCUACAUGGAUCAACAGCAGCAAUAUCAGCAGCGACAGACGCCGCCGUUGGCGCCGCCACCACCGCCUCCACCGCCACCCCCUCCGCCGCCUCCACCCCAACAGCAACAACAGCAGCAGCAGCAGCAGCAGCAGACGCAGUACAUCUCCGGCGGGGCAUCACCCACACCCACAGCGGCUGCACGCAAAUUUUUGGUCAGCACCAGCACGCGACACGUGAACGUGAUUGCCUCGAAUCACUUCCAGCAACAGCAACAGCAGCAGCAGCAGCAGCAACAUGUGGUGGCAAGCGUUAGUUCCAGCAGCAGCAGCAACUCCUCGGCCAUCUGCUCCUCGGCGGCAGCCAGCUCUUCUUCCGCCACUUCGCACAUAUUUCGUACGCCCGUCGUCUCCAGCAGCAGCAGCAGCAGUAUCAAUCAGCAGCACCACCAACAACAGCAGCAUCACCACCAACAGCAGCAGCAGCAGCAGCAACAGCACCACCAACAACAACAUCAGCAACAGUCGAAUAUGGGCAACUCUGCCAUGCGUCCACCACCGCCUCCGCCACCGCCGAAGGUCAAGCAUGCCCCCGGCUCUACCACCAGCACCAGCAGCAGCAGCAGCAACAAUUGCAACAACAGCAAUGGCGAGGAGCCGUCUAGCUCGAUUCCUGAUCUAGAAUUUGACGGUACCACGGUGCUGUGUCGUGUUUGCGGAGACAAGGCCUCCGGUUUCCAUUACGGCGUGCAUUCCUGCGAGGGUUGCAAGGGCUUUUUCCGUCGCUCCAUUCAGCAGAAGAUCCAGUACCGGCCCUGCACCAAGAAUCAGCAGUGCAGCAUUCUGCGUAUAAAUCGCAAUCGGUGCCAAUACUGUCGCCUGAAAAAGUGCAUUGCCGUCGGCAUGAGCAGAGAUGCUGUGCGCUUUGGUCGCGUGCCGAAGCGAGAGAAGGCGCGCAUCCUUGCCGCCAUGCAGCAGAGCACACAGAACCGGGGCCAGCAGCGUGCCCUGGCCACAGAGCUGGACGAUCAGCCCCGUCUGUUGGCCGCCGUCCUGCGCGCCCAUCUCGAGACGUGCGAAUUUACCAAGGAGAAGGUUUCGGCCAUGCGGCAACGGGCCCGCGAUUGCCCCUCCUACUCGAUGCCAACAUUGCUGGCCUGUCCCCUCAAUCCCGCCCCCGAGUUGCAAUCCGAACAGGAGUUCUCGCAACGCUUCGCACACGUCAUUCGUGGCGUGAUCGAUUUUGCGGGCAUGAUACCCGGCUUCCAGCUGCUCACACAGGACGACAAAUUCACGCUCCUGAAAGCGGGCCUCUUCGAUGCACUGUUCGUGCGUCUGAUCUGCAUGUUCGACUCGUCGAUCAACUCGAUUAUCUGCCUGAAUGGGCAGGUGAUGCGUCGCGAUGCCAUCCAGAAUGGGGCAAAUGCCCGCUUCCUGGUGGACUCCACGUUUAAUUUUGCGGAGCGCAUGAACUCGAUGAACCUCACAGAUGCCGAGAUUGGCCUCUUCUGCGCCAUCGUCCUGAUCACACCCGAUCGCCCGGGACUGCGCAACCUGGAGCUCAUCGAGAAGAUGUACAGCCGCCUCAAGGGCUGCCUGCAGUAUAUUGUGGCCCAGAAUCGGCCCGAUCAGCCCGACUUUCUCGCCAAGCUGCUGGAAACGAUGCCGGAUCUGAGGACCCUCAGCACCCUGCACACCGAGAAGCUGGUCGUCUUCCGCACCGAGCACAAGGAGCUGCUGCGUCAGCAGAUGUGGAGCAUGGAGGAUGGACAGGAUGGAUCCUCUGGCAAAUCCCCAGCCGCCAGCUGGGCCGAUGCCAUGGAUGUGGAGGCGGCCAAGAGCCCCCUGGGCUCUGUGUCCAGCACAGAGUCGGCGGAUCUCGAUUAUGGUUCACCCAGCAGCAGCUCAUCCAUGCAACAGCAGCAGCAGCAGGUGGGUCAGGCUUCCGCCUCACCGCCGCAACCGUCGGCAUUGGCCAGUUCGGCCCCACUUCUGGCGGCCACCCUCUCGGGCGGCUGUCCUCUGCGCAAUCGCGCCAAUUCCGGCUCCAGUGGUGAUUCCGGUGCCGCCGACAUGGACAUUGUCGGCUCGCAUGCGCAUCUCACACAGAACGGCCUGACAAUCACGCCCAUUGUGCGGCACCACCUCCAACAGCAACAGCAACAGCAACAGCAGCAGCAACAGCCCCACCCCCACCACCAGCAGCAGCAGGCGCACGCCCAGCAGCAGCAGCAGCCACAUCCCACGCAGCAGCAUCAGCACCAGCAGCAUCCGCAGCUGCAUCACCACCUAACAGCGGGAGCAGCGAGUCGCUACCGUAAGCUGGACUCGCCCACGGACUCUGGCAUCGAGUCGGGCAACGAGAAGAACGAAUGCAAGGCCGUCUCCUCGGGCGGCAGCAGCUCCUGCUCCAGUCCCCGUUCCAGUGUGGACGAUGCCCUCGAUUGCAGCGACGCGCAGGUGUCCGCCGCCCAGGCAGUGGCCGCCGUCAAUCCGCAGUUGAGCGUGGUGGCCGUCUCUCCGGUCCGCUCGCCCCAGCCCUCGAGCAGCGCUAAUCUGCAUCUGAAGCGCCAGAUUGUCGAGGAUAUGCCCGUGCUGAAGCGCGUGCUGCAGGCUCCUCCACUGUACGACACCAAUUCCCUGAUGGACGAGGCCUACAAGCCGCACAAGAAGUUCCGUGCCCUGCGCCAUCGCGAAUUCGAGUCCGCAGAGGCGGAUGCCAGCAGCUCCACCCACAGCCUCGGCGCACUCAGUCCUCGCCAGAGCCCAGUCCCGGCCAAUGUUGCCACGCCGCCGCCACCAUCGGCAGGCAUGACGGGAGUUUCAGGCCCGGCCCAGAGCCAGCUGCAUAUGCACCUGACACGCGGCAGCCCCAGCAGCAGCCCCCAAGUGCAGGGACCCAAGGUCUCGAUGGCAAGCUCCCACUCGGUGCUGGCCAAGUCGCUAAUGGCAGAGCCACGCAUGACGCCCGAGCAGAUCAAGCGUAGUGACAUUAUCCAGAACUAUCUGAAGCGCGAGCCGGGCACCACCGCAAUGGCCAGCAGCACCACCUCCUCCUCGGCGAGCAUUGGCGGACGCAGCCCGAGCAGCCACUGCGCCUCACCCUCUACCAGCAGUCCGCCGCCGCCGGCCCCGCAACGUUGGGGCAGCAGUUCGGUGAUCACGACCACCUGCCAGCAGAGGCAGCAGUCGGUGUCGCCGCACAGCAAUGGUAGCAGCAGCAGCAGCAGCUCUUCCAGCUCCAGCUCCUCCUCGUCGUCCAGCUCCUCAUCCAGCAACAGCAACAGCAACUGCAGCUCCAGCUCUGUGGGCAGCUGCCAGUAUUUCCAGUCUCCGCACUCCACCAGCAGCUCCUCGGUGGCAGGCACAGCCGGCAACGGCGCUGGUGCAGCCACAGCCUCCUCCAGCCCCCUGCUGGAGCUGCAGGUGGACAUUGCCGACUCGGCCCAGCCCCUCAACCUGUCCAAGAAGUCGCCAACGCCGCCGCCCAGCAAGCUGCACGCCCUCGUGGCUGCCGCCAAUGCUGUGCAGCGUUACCCCACACUCUCGGCCGAUGUUACGGUGACUGCCUCCAGCGGCGGUCCACCCUCGGCGGCGGCCAGUCCCGCGCCGAGCAACAGUCCGCCAGCUGUGGCGACCGCGCACAAGGUCAUGUUGGAGGCAUAAGCUGGGAGCCUGUAGGCCUUGAGGUAAAGAAGUUGAAACAGAGACUGACACUGGUCCUUAGGGGGAUGCGAUGGAUAGCGAGCGGGAGAGGGAGUGUGGAGAGCAGAGGGGAUUAAGUUAUUUUGAAGAGUUUCGAGAGAGAGUCUUGUACAAAGAUUGGGAAAGGGGAAUGCAACCAGUAACGAUGGAGUAAGAGAAAAACUAUAUUUAAAGUGAAGGAGAAGCAGCAGAGAAACAGAGGAAAAACUAAAAGUUAUUAAUUUAAACCCAAGCUUGAAGGUAUUACCAGGAGGAAGCCAGAGACAGCGAGAGAGAGAGAGGAACAUGCAUAUAUAUUUUAGCAGUUAAACUUUAAAGUAGAGAACGAAGAGUUCCCGAUCCCCCCUUUUCCCCUCCACCCAAUCAGAAACCCCCGAUUGUUUUUAUACGUUUUAAGCACUAUUGUUGUAUAUAUUAAUUAAUUAUUUUACAUUUAACUUAUGCUUACGGUUUAGUUUGUAGGUGCAAAAACUACUUUUGCUUUUUGGAUGUUUUUUGAAAAAACUGCAAAUUAUUAUUAUUAUUAUAUUAUGAUUAUUAAAUAUUAAAACAAACAAAAAAACAUAAAAAACAAAUCAGUGUGAAGUUUUAUUGUGCGAUCUCCGAAAGGCAGUUUGGCCACAAAUUACGAUUCAUUUUUUAUGAAUUUUGACUAAUUUUAUACGAAACUUGUUAUAGUUUUUUCUCCCUUCCCCUUCCUCCCUCUAUCUAUCUAUCCGUAUCUGUAGCUAUCGUUUUGUAAUUUCCCUUGGCACAAAAGAACACCCCCUCCCCCUACAAUUAUUCGUAUGGGGUGAAAAAUAUUGUUUUCUAAUUUUAAACAAAACCUACCACAAAAAAUACAAUUAUAUGGAUGGAAAAUCAAACGAAAAAUGCUUAAAAAAAUGAUGGAAAAAGUAAAGAGAGCGGAAACCCAACGUUAAAUAUAUUUGUUGUGUACAUAGUUAAAUGUUAAAUUAAACAAAACAAAAAC
Molecule: messenger RNA, 6242 nt
Organism: Drosophila guanche
Lineage: Eukaryota; Metazoa; Arthropoda; Insecta; Diptera; Drosophilidae
Gene: Eip75B
Product: ecdysone-induced protein 75B
Exons: 5
Coding region: 767-5230 (1487 amino acids)
Biological process (GO): hormone-mediated signaling pathway; cell differentiation; negative regulation of transcription by RNA polymerase II
Molecular function (GO): RNA polymerase II cis-regulatory region sequence-specific DNA binding; zinc ion binding; nuclear receptor activity
Source: RefSeq, a predicted model, not a curated record